AUGAUGGCAAAAUAUGGGGAUGUCAACCACGGGAAAUUUUUUAUCAGUGUCCGAACAAUUGACAAAGGAUUCGAAGAGUUUGUUGAGGAUGGGAACCCUGGCACCGCCGCGACAAUAUACGACACCGACGGUGAAAUGAUAUGGCAGGGCCCUCACCAAAAGACCAUGGACUUCAAAAUGCAGAGGUUGUUUGGCCAGGACGUCAUUACCUACUGGUCUGGUGAGACUGGUGUGGUAGGCUACGGCUAUGGCUGUGUCCAUAUUCUCGAUACCUCAUACAACGAGAUCUAUACAGUCACCCUCAACAACAACUUUAACACACAUGACGGUGUUGAACGCGACACCUACGUCGAUGUCCAUGAACACCUCAUUACGCCGCAGAAUACAAUAAUUCUCUCCGCUAUCAAUGUCUCUCAGGCGGACACGAGUGACAGACCUGGCGGCUUCCCGGACACCUGGGUUAUCGACUGCCAAUUCUACGAAGUCAACAUCACAACCAACGAGAUCCUCUUCUCAUGGAGCGCCCUAGAUCACCCUGACUAUCUCCCACUAGCGGACUCCAAGAAUAGCCUUGGCCAGACGGGGAAAAAACGCGAAAAUCCGUGGGACGCCUUCCACAUGAACUCGGUCCAGCCGGUUGCUGGCGGCUAUGUGGCUUCGAUUCGGUUCUGGUGGUCUGCAUUUUGCGUUAGUCAAAAUGGGACAUUGCGCUGGCAGCUCUCAGGCGGUGGUCCCGAAGAAGGCACGAUCGAAAACGACGCGUACUUUGCCUGGCAACAUGAUAUUCGCGUUUACAAUGAAACAGACGAGAGCUUAGUGCUUACUGUGUUUGACAACCAUGCCAGGAUGUUCGACGGACCUAGCGGGGAGACAACAGGAAUGGUUAUCGACGUGGAUCUCGUGAACAUGAAGGGCUCAACGGUCCGCCGUGUGAACUCGGCCGCAUCCGAUCCGAGUGAGUCUCGGACGCAAGGGAGCUUUCAGCUGCUCGACUACGAUACGACAGGCCACAUGUUCAUGGGAUAUGGGUCGAUGUGCAAGUUCAAGGAGUACGACGGCGAUGGGAAGAUCGUGCAGAUGGGGCAGUUUGGCUAUAUUGGCCAUGCGCAGUCCUAUCGCCUCUUAAAGUAUCCUUGGAAGGCGAUUCCGUACUGGAAGCCCGACGUCGUGGCCAAGCGUAUCUCCCAAUUCACGACCGACACGACCCUAUAUAUGAGCUGGAACGGUGCAACCGAGCACGACAACUGGAAUAUCUACAGCGUUCCCGACUUCGACUCCACUAUCGAUGAUGCCACGUUCCUAGUCAACCAUCCUCGAUAUGGCUUCGAGACACCAGUGUCACUGCGCCUUCCCGAAGUCAAGUACAUCAUUGUUGAGGCUCGGCAAGGUGAAAAAGUCUUGAGCACUUCUGAAACUGCGACGGUCCAGCCAAUGGAGGUUUUUGACAAGUAA
Molecule: messenger RNA, 1452 nt
Organism: Penicillium riverlandense
Lineage: Eukaryota; Fungi; Ascomycota; Eurotiomycetes; Eurotiales; Aspergillaceae
Product: arylsulfotransferase family protein
Exons: 2
Coding region: 1-1452 (483 amino acids)
Source: RefSeq, a predicted model, not a curated record